AAAAACCUUGCAAUGGAUCUUCAACUAAACACUAACCUUCUCCUCAUCACAUCCUUCGUUUUUGCUUUCAUGCUUAAUGUCUUCUUCAAAUGGUUCUCCAAGAAUUCAACGGCUGCAACAAAUCUGCCACAGAGCCCUCCAGCUUUACCAUUCAUUGGUCACCUUCAUUUGAUAGGCAAAGUGUUGCCUGUCUCAUUCCAGAGGCUAGCUCGUAAGCAUGGCCCACUCAUGGAGAUACGUCUUGGUGCCUCUAAGUGUGUUGUGGUCUCAAACUCUUCGGUGGCUAGAGAGAUAUUCAAGAACCAAGAGCUUAAUUUCUCCUCCAGACCUGAGUUCGGUUCUGCUGAGUAUUUCAAGUACAGAGGGUCAAGGUUUGUCCUCGCGCAGUACGGUGAUUACUGGAGGUUCAUGAAGAAGCUCUGCAUGACCAAGCUUCUCGCUGUUCCUCAGCUUGAGAAAUUCUCCGACAUCCGUGAGGAGGAGAAACUGAAGCUGGUGGAGUCUGUGGCUAAGUGUUGCAGAGAAGGGGUGCCUUGUGACUUGAGUAGCCUGUUCGUGAGUUACACGAACAAUAUCAUCUGCAGGAUGGCGAUGAGCACGAGGUGUUCAGGUACUGAUAAUGAAGCGGAGGAGAUUAGGAAGCUGGUCAAGACAUGUUUGGAGCUUGCGGGGAAGGUCAGCGUUGGAGAUGUGUUGGGGCCAUUGAAAGUACUUGAUUUUUCAGGGAGCGGGAGGAAACUUGUGGCGGUGAUGGAGAAGUAUGAUCUGCUUGUAGAGAAGAUCAUGAAGGAACGUGAGGCAAUGGUGAUGAAGAAAGAAGGUAUGAGAAAAGACAUUUUGGAUAUAUUGUUGGAAACUUACAGAGAUCCCAACGCUGAAAUGAAGAUAACGAGGAAUGACAUGAAGUCUUUCCUGUUGGAUGUUUUCAUGGCGGGAACAGAUACAUCAGCAGCAGCAAUGCAAUGGGCAAUGGGGGAACUAAUAAACCAUCCAAAAGCGUUCAACAAGUUAAGAGAAGAGAUUGACACCGUUGUUGGAAGCAAAAGACUAGUCAAAGAACCAGACGUUCCUAAUCUCCCUUACCUCCGAGCUGUCCUAAGAGAAACUCUGAGGCUCCACCCAUCAGCUCCUCUGAUCAUAAGAGAAUGCGCAGAAGACUGCCAGGUGAACGGGUGUCUUAUCAAGUCAAAAACACGUGUGCUAGUAAACGUCUAUGCAAUCAUGAGAGAUCCAGAGCUGUGGAAGGAUGCAGACAAGUUCAUACCAGAGAGGUUUCUAGAGAGCUCUGAAGAGAAGAUAGGUGAGCAUCAGAUGGAGUUCAAGGGGCAGAAUUUUCGUUACCUUCCGUUUGGGAGUGGGAGAAGAGGUUGUCCAGGAGCGUCUCUUGCUAUGAAUGUGAUGCAUGCAGGUGUGGGUUCGUUGGUGCAGCGAUUUGACUGGAAGAGUGUUGAUGGAAAGAAGGUUGAUCUGAGUCAAGGUUCUGGUUUUGCUGCUGAGAUGGCUCGACCACUUGUCUGCACUCCUGUGGAUUGCUUCAACACUUUCUAAGUGUUUGUGUAACGCCUUAUUUACAUGUUUCUGUAAGACUUCCCAAGAAAUGUAUGUAUUAAGAAACCAUGGAUCUGUAAUUCUGUAUAAUUUCAAGGCUCUUUCGAAUAAAACUUGCUCUCCAAUAUUAG
Eruca vesicaria subsp. sativa (arugula) is the source of this 1679-nucleotide messenger RNA. Lineage: Eukaryota; Viridiplantae; Streptophyta; Magnoliopsida; Brassicales; Brassicaceae. The record is from the annotation of a GenBank genome assembly.